UGAGUAGUAAGAGAGAGAAGACAAGCGUGUGAAAAGAAGUGAGUGCGCACUUGUUAGUACGCGCAUGCGUUGCUGAAAUGAGUGUCUGUCUGUCUGUUGGCGAGUUUUCGGCAGUUAAUGUUUCAACGGUACUUGUUGCAGUAACAAAUUGUGGUCGAUCGCUGUGUGCUCGUCGCUCGCUAAAUAUUUGUCGUGAAUUUUUUAUCGAGUCGGAUCGGAGUGCGAAAAUUGUGAAAUUGUUUGUGCAAGUAGACAGUCGAUGAAUAAUUGGUGGUGAUUGACGUUCAGUAGUGGUAGUUAGUGUUGGAGUUUGGUUGUGUUCAAGUUGAGGGGUUAGGAAUCUCCCACGAGAACAUCAUAUGAACAUUUGUAUGAACAUAGUAUAGUGUUUGAUGCGCACAAUUUAAAAAUGGCGCCGAUAAUUGGAGGCGUGGCGGGGUCUUUGACUCUGGCGCACAGUAUGAACCAAAAACCCUGUCGUUGGGCUCGAUACCAGCAGCAAAUUGGCAAACAGUCCUACCGUCCAUUCAACAACAAUCCAGAAACCAGUAGUCUAUCGUCAAACUUCAGUAACAGUCGAGGUAGCAUCAACGGCAGCUGUACCAACCUCAACAAAAACCCCAGUUACUCUCACGGUAGCUGCUCCAAUCUCAACAAAAAUGCAAACUACUCCACUGGAAGUUGUUCGAACAUCAACAAAACUGUUACCAGUAACGGUUACUCGCACAGUGUGAACAAAACUGUUACCAGUAACGGUUACUCGCACAGUGUGAACACCCACAACAAAACUGUUACCAGUAACGGUUACUCGCACAGUGUGAACCCCAACAACAAAACUGUUACCAGUAACGGUUACUCGCACAGUGUGAACAAUAAUAACAGUGUGACAAAUAACAGUUUGGACACAAGUGCGUGCAAUAGUAACCUGGUGAUAUCUGCUCCGGUUACCGGUGGAGUAACCGGUAGAGACAAAAGUGUGCAGUCGGUGAUUUCGAUACAUUCCGUGAACCAUUCGCCGCAACGGUGUUCGUCGCCUCAUGCGUUUCUGCAGUCGUUUCUGGCCAAAUUGAAGCAGUGUUCGUUCCGUAAAGAUGGUAACAAGCUGACAACAGUGGUGGCGACACCGGGCCAGGGGCCUGACAGACCGCUGGAGGUGUCCUACACCGACACCAAGGUCAUUGGCAAUGGCAGCUUCGGCGUGGUCUACCAGGCCAAGCUCUGCGACAGCGGCGAAAUGGUCGCCAUCAAAAAAGUCCUACAGGAUAAGAGGUUUAAGAACCGUGAACUACAGAUUAUGAGACGGCUAGAACAUUGUAAUAUAGUUAAGCUUAAAUAUUUCUUCUACUCGAGUGGUGAUAAGAAAGAUGAAGUAUAUUUAAAUUUGGUGCUGGAGUAUAUCCCGGAAACGGUAUAUAAGGUGGCCAGACAUUACAGUAAAUCUAAGCAAACUAUACCAAUUAGUUUUAUCAAGUUGUACAUGUACCAACUGUUCCGCAGCCUGGCCUACAUCCACUCGCUGGGCAUCUGUCACCGAGACAUCAAGCCGCAGAACCUGCUGUUGGACCCCGAGACAGGUGUGCUCAAGCUGUGCGACUUUGGCUCGGCCAAGCACCUCGUCAAGAGCGAGCCCAACGUCAGCUACAUCUGUUCGCGCUACUAUCGCGCGCCCGAGCUCAUUUUCGGCGCCACCGACUACACUACCAAAAUCGACGUGUGGUCAGCCGGCUGUGUUUUGGCGGAACUGCUUCUGGGUCAGCCAAUCUUCCCGGGCGACUCGGGCGUCGACCAACUGGUCGAGAUUAUCAAAGUGCUCGGCACACCGACUCGUGAGCAGAUCCGAGACAUGAACCCCAACUACACCGAGUUCAAGUUUCCACAGAUUAAGGCGCAUCCCUGGCAAAAGGUAUUCAGAACACGCACACCGAUCGAGGCGAUAGAACUGGUGUCGCGCUUGCUGGAGUACACACCGUACGCGCGCAUCACGCCACUGCAAGCAUGCGCAAACGUGUUCUUUGACGAGCUGCGCGAGCCAAUGACACGAUUGCCCAACGGGCGCGCUCUACCGCCGCUUUUCAACUUCACCGAACUAGAACUGAGCAUCCAGCCGUCGCUGAACUCAGUGCUGAUUCCGGCGCACAUUCAGCAGCAGGGGGGUGGCGGGUCGGAAGUGGCGGGGGGCUCGACAGGGGGGCGGAAGGAGGCGGUGCCCCUAAUGCGGGGGCGGCGGCCACUGGUGGCUCGGCCGAUGGAGGCAGCAAUACGACCAUGACCUCUGAGGGCGGACAGGCUCCUGUCAGUGCCGCCUCCAAGGAGCCUGCCGAAAUGGCUUAGGUUGGUCAUUGACAUGAAAUUGUUCCUCGAUGCAACGUUGAUUAUUGAAUAAUCCAGGUGAGGACUAACUACCAACCAAAUCAGAACAAAAGCCUCAUUAAUAGAGAAGAUGAAUGGUGUUGAAAGCAAGGCUUCGAUUACACUCUUGUCAACAAUAGAUCAGCCAUCAUACAUGAUAUAUUGAUGAAAAUAUAUAAAUAAAUCUAUUUUAUUUCUGUGAAAAAUGUCGUUGAAAUUAACCAUUCUUUGUCGCAAAUAAUUUGUAUAGAAAUUGACUCCGGCAUCGUUGAGAUUCACUUGGUAUCUUACUUCUUAUUUAUUAUUUAUCUGGUGCUUCUAAAAUCAGUACAACCUCCUAUAAUGCACUAACUUGUAACCUAGUUUAUCUAUCAAAUCACUAUCAUUGUUUUGUUCUUAUGACACUAAUGAAGCGGUGAAAGUUGAAAUACAUUGAUGAACAAAAUUUUAAAAAAUUGGUUUGAUUACUUGAAUUUAGUCACGACAUUACCAACCUAUCUAUGAUAAUAAUUUGUAUAAGCUCUUGUUGUCAAACAUAUUUCGAUUAUGUGUUGUAUAAACUUUAAAACUCUGUGUCAUCUUUCGUAAAGGAACAGUGUUAGGCUUAUAAGCCUGUUGUUCCUUCCCUAAUCAUUCAUAUUAUUUGUUUGAUUGAAUCAUUGUAUGAUUGAAUGUACAAAUUAAUAAAACACACUUGAAUUCUUUAUGAUAACUUUAACAAAUCUGUUGAUAUGAUCUCCAUAAGUAUAUAAUAAUUUUUAUAACAUGUUGAAAUAAUCAUGGUUUGAAGUUUAGAGAUUUAAUGAAUUAUGAGGGUUUUUUUCAGGGGUUUCCUAAAUAAUAUUCUGAUUGAAGGCUCUAAAUAUUAUGUUAGAUCGUAGAAGUUUCAAAAUUAAUUUCUCCACAGUCUGGAGCUUAAUUUUCAUGUGUCUUAAAACUAUCAUUACAUCCAGUACCAAUACCCUUAAUAAUUAGUUUGUGUGAUUGAAAAUUAUCUUGAAAUUAACCAACGAAAUUCCACUAAUCAUUUGGAAUUAUUAAUAAAUUAAUUUUGAACUUUGACAGUUCACCAUUUAGAUUUAUGGGUAAUGGAUAUUUGAUAUAUCAUAACCUAACAUAUCAAAGUUAGAUUCACAUUGCUAUCGCGAAUAAAUAGGAUUUCAAGUAUUUGAAACCCAUUCAUUGGGAUAGGUCAGUUGAAGUUUGUUUCAAAUAGUAAAUAGAGGAGUGUAGGACAGAGUAUGUGAUAUUUAAAUACCAAAUACACAUUACAAGAGGCAUAUUAACAAUAUUUUAUUUGCUCCAGUUGGAAUAUGUAGUUCAACGUACCGUCCCCAUAUCUAUGCAGUAGUGAGCAAUUCGCAAAAGAAUAACCAUUUGCUGGAUUUAUGCUUUUUCUGAAAUAACAAUAGAAAUGUGAAUAAUCUAGAUUAUAGCAUGAGGUAUGAAUAUUAAGACAUGUAGAAGAAACAAGAGAUCUUUGUAAUAAAUACUUGACUCAAGUACUGUAAUUAAAUCUGUAGUUUCAUAGUAGUACAAGAGAUAGAUUGUUUAUUUCAAAAACUAUUCAGUAAACGUGAAAACAGAAAUUGAUCUGUCAUUUUAAUAGGUACCUUUGAUUUAAAUUGAAAACAAAUGUUUAAUUUCGGAAUACUAUACUGUCUUACAUUGCAAUUCUUUUUGACACAUUAACAAAAUCAUCAACUAGUCCUAUAGAAUCCUUUCAACAAAAUAUUAUUGCUUGAAAAUAAUAUCUUGCAUGUAAUCAAAAUGAUAUUUUCUGAGUAAGAAAUUAAUUCCUGGCAUGAAACGAUGGAGCAAAAAUGUAAAACUUGGAAAAAUGUUUAGGAUUUAAGAAAAUUAUCCUGUAAUUUAUGUCAAUUAUUAUAACAUGAGUUGUCGGUCCUCUUUUUAAUAAUUUAAUUUCAAUCUGAGGCACUCCAAAAUUGUAUUAUUGUAACAAGAUUCUAUUAGGUAGUGUGAAAGCUAUGACAGUGGUUGUGUUCUGAAUGAAUAAAUUUAUAUAUCGGAUAAAUUCUGACAAUUUAUCUAUUUAUGGAUUAUUUUGGAUAAACUCUGGCAGUGUUUCAAUUUAGUACUUUCAAAUACACUGAAGUCUUCUAGGAGCUUCAGUGACAUUCCAUACCUUACCAUUUAGCAGUUGAUGUAUUUCAGCUCUAAUAAAAGGAACUCAAAAGGAUAAAGAAUAAAUACAAAAAAGGAUAUACCGACAAGAUUAUUCAUGAAAAUAAGUGAAAUGUACAAACUGCAUGUUAUAAGCAAUGGAGUGCUAUAUUUGGUCGAUUGAAUAAAAGAUAGAAAUUGCAAAUUCUCAAGUAAUUUUCAAGCAAAUGCUAAGAUUCGUAUUAGAAUAAUCUAAUACUAGAACGAAUGACUACAUGCUAGUCACCAUACUCUGGUUUUUAUUCAAUCGGCUCAAUUGAUUCAAGAAAAUUGAUAUUGUAUUACUGUUGAAAAUAUGGUUAAUGUUAGUUAACUUUAAAACUGCAUUCUUGCAAUAGACAUGCAUUGAAGAUUGUCAUCAAAAUUGAAAAACAUGUUUCCUAUAGAAUAAAAUGACUUUGUUUUGGUGAUGUGGCGACGUAUGGACAUGAAUGUCCACUCUCUACAAUUUAACUACUUGGUUAGCAAAAAUAAAUAGAUUACAAAAAAAUACUGUACAAGAUAUUCAUGAAAAUAUAUUACUUGUGAAUUUAAUCAAACAAUUUUUGCUCUAACAAUUAAUUUACAUUACAAAUAUCGAAUUCAUUUCAUAACUAAGGUUGUGUUGAAAAUUAUUUAUUGAAUUUAGCUUCUUAAACUCAACAUUAAGCUUAACAUAGAAGAAAUAUUAGCCUAAUUACUGAUCUCUUUCGAAAUCUAAUGCCGAGUUAACAACAGAGUUGUCAACUGAGUUCUCAAUAAAUUGUGACAAUUUGUUGCCAAUUUCUCCAAAAGCACAGCAACAUGUGGUCAAUUUGUGGAAAUCCUAGUUUUUAACAAAAUAUUUAUUUCUCAGUCAGUGUGAAAAACACUGAGAAAAUUAUUGUCAACACAAUGUUCCCCACUCUGAUUACGCUAUGGGCAUGACACCGUUUUUGCUCUAAAUUUGAAAACAGCAACUUGUUUACUACAAAAAAAUUGACAUCUACUUUGUAGAAAACUAUUCCUAGACAACAUUUUGAAUAUUCUCGAAAUAUUCCUGCAAUAGGUCGCGUCAAGUGUAACUGUGAAUUGAACUUUGCAUAUUUUAAGCGAGUGUAAUAGAGUAAUUGCAGUAUUCUGUUAAUUGCACAAAAAUAUAUGUUGCCAAAUGGUAAUUCCGUUGCUUAUGUAAUAUUGUUUUUAAAAUAGUAUCUUCUAAGAGAUGGAUUACAAUUGAAAAUGUUCCAUUGAAUAAAAAUGCGUUACAUUACUUCGAAUUGAAAAUUUUAACCUUAUCAUUUUCUAGUUAAGAUGCAUUACAUUACUGUGAACCAUAGAUUGUUUUUAAUUAGGAUUUAUUCGUGUAAAAAUGCUUCAAAAUAACUUUUAAAUAGAAACAAAAGUGUAAUGAUUAAUAUAGUUAGCAAUAGUCAUUCUUUUAUAAAAAAAAACCUGAUCACUUUUCCAGUUGUAUAUGGUGGAAGUUAAUAAACCUUGAUAGACAAAUUUUAAACACAAUUUUUAUUUAUUUAUUCAACUCUGUUUUAAUCAGUUUUUGGCUUUCGGUUUUGUAUAAAACCACAGAUUAUUCGUAAAUCUAAUACUGCUUCAUUUUAAGCUAUUUUGAAGAUGUAUUUUCUUGUAAUAAACAAGUAUUCUCUCAAUAUUAGUGUAUUAAAAUUGGGUCUCAAUAAUCACAUUCUUUAAUCAAUUUUUUCGGUCGUUCAGAUGCUAAAUUUGCAUAGAACAUGAAACAAGUGUUACAAAAUAACUAUAGGUAUUCCAUUCAUCAUAACUCAGUUAUCGAGGAUGGAUUUAGGAUUAAUCUCAUUGCUAUUAAUUAAUCCUAAUUUAUUAAUUGAAACAAAUGUAUUCAAUUUGUGAUUCAAAGUUUACGCAUCAAUAAAAGCCCAACCAAACUGCUUUCUCCAAGUGACUCAGUAGCGUUCAGUUCUAUUUGAAAGUGAGAAAAAAUGCUUAUUCUUCUUAAAAAGCCAUGUUCACUCAAUCAUUUUUUAUCCAUACUAAUAUUUCUUUCAAAUCAUAGAAACUCAACUUCAAGAAUAAAUAUAUGAUGUUCAAAUUUAAUUUUUAAUAAAAUUCAUGAAAUUGAAUGAACCUUGAUUCUAGUUGAUGAAAUAAACAUUUCCUUUCCUAGAUUGUAAAGUUGUAUUAAAAGUCGAUUGUUGUGUACAUAGAGCCUUCAUAAAUGAAAAUGAGUUUGCAAGACGUAGUUUUACAUAAAUCUGCCUGAAAAAUAUUGUGAAUUUGACUGAACUAUUGCAAUUAUAAAAUAAUCGAGAGUUGAACAUGUUAGCAAAGUAAACGUAGGUCUAACUCUUCAUUGCAUUUUCAGUACCUAUUCUUAAAUCUUCAACAUUACAUUAAUAUCUUAUAAGAAAACUUGCAAAAGAUCAUUAGCUUUUCUUGGUAUUGGAGUAUGUAGUAAUUCGUUUAUACAAAUUAUAUUUUAUUAUUUUAUCACUCAUAGUAGAUUUAAUAUAGCUUGGUGCUUUGGAUAUCUAUAAUUCAUUUGGUUAUCUAGGGAACAAUCCAUUGAAAUUUCAAAAAAUCAUUGAUAUAUUUUAAUAUGGGUACAUACAUUGUGCCAUAUUACGAAAAUUUUCUUGCUCAAGAGUAUUGGUACGAAACAUGAUGUUUGGAGUAUUAAUGAAGACUGUAGAAUUGAUUUAUAAUUGCAUUUGUGUACUUAUGGAAAUUUCUAUCGGUUUGUUAAACUCGAAAACUUAUCAUUUAAAUUUUUGACAAUCUACCAGUUUACUUUGAAGUGACACCUUCCAUGUUUUAUUUAAUCACAAUUUUAUCUUGCUUAUAGAAAAGUUGAUAUCUAGUAUUGCAUCGCUUCGUUUUAAGAUCUAAAGCAUCAUAAAAACUAAUAAUUAUAAAUUAAGUCUCAUAUAGAACAUUUUGAGGUACAAACAACUUAUAAAGUAUGCACUUGUAUAUAAUCACACUAGAGCUACUAUACAGACACUGAAGAUAAUAGCUGCUUGCCCUCAAACUGAAUUGUAUAGAAACUUAUACAAGUUUGAUAUUUUCUCUCACUUGAAAAAACUAAGAUAAUUUUAAAAUCUGAAUCACUUAUCGUUCUAAUUUUAAAAAUGUCGAUUAUCACAAAUGUACCGUACUCCCCUUUCAUAAGUGAGAAUAUUGUAUGUAUAUUACUGAUUUGAAAUCUUGGAAAUGAAAUCUCUGCAUCUUUUGUAGAUUAAUUUCCCAGCAAUUCACUGAUGAAUUUGAAAAACUAUUGGAACACCACUCUUCAAAACUACUACUAUUAAACUCAACAAUUAUAUCGAAUAAUGUGAAAUCUGUAGUGUAAUAUUAAUGUUGAAGACGUUGUAUCGUAAUAAUUUGGUGAUAAAAUCAUCCAAAUGCCGAAUAAUACUCAUCAUAGAUCCCCAACAAAAUAAUACAACAUAUUUAAGUAGAGUGCCCUUGUGUAAUCAGUCUGAUAAUUUCAUGUUUAAAUACGGUUUUUAUUUAAAUAAUUAGUUUUAAUAACAACUGGUGGUAUGUUUGACUGUUUGUAUGUAGAUAAUAUUGUAUUGUCAUGAAUUUUCCUACACGAUUCUUGUAGUCAGUCACUACUUUGUUCGGUGACUAAGGUUCUAAUGAUAAUUAUGAGUAGUCCAUCUAACGGGAGAAUGAAAAAUACUCUAUAUAUUUACUAUACAAAGUUAGAUGACAAUGAUGUUGUCCAUUCAUGUAAAUAAUUAGCUCAUUGCGGUAUAAAUAUAUUUUUUAUUCAAUUGUUUUUUAUAUAUUAAUUUUGUUAUCAUUUCUGGUAUUUCACAUUAAUUAAAUUGAUGAUCUUGGAUGAAAUUUCAAGACACCUCACUAGUUUACUAUGUGUAUGUUUUUGGUCGUUUGUAACGAUGUUGAUUUUAAUUAAAUUAAUUUCUACCGCUGUAAAUAAUUUCGCUAAGAAUGAUAAAAUUGAAAACCGUAAAAAAAUUAUUGUAAUAUUUGUCUAUGAUACUCCACUGAUUAUAAACAUUAUGGUUAUUAUUAAUUGCUACAUAUAAAUUGAUUACUAUUGAUAUAUUUAGGAUAUUAAAAUUAAUUGAUUGAUCAAUAUUGAUAGUUGUUUAGUGCGUAUGAUCGAAGAAUAAUAAAAAUUGACCUUGAAAACUC
This is a messenger RNA of Nilaparvata lugens (brown planthopper), 8652 nucleotides long. It is a transcript of the gene sgg, whose product is annotated as glycogen synthase kinase-3 beta. Gene Ontology annotation, biological process: negative regulation of canonical Wnt signaling pathway; protein phosphorylation; signal transduction. Gene Ontology annotation, cellular component: cytosol; cytoplasm; nucleus. The transcript is spliced from 10 exons. The record is from RefSeq and is a predicted model, not a curated record. Lineage: Eukaryota; Metazoa; Arthropoda; Insecta; Hemiptera; Delphacidae. Bases 410 to 2269 code for a protein of 619 amino acids. Gene Ontology annotation, molecular function: protein serine/threonine kinase activity; ATP binding.